AUGGUGGGCAGCUCCCAGGCUGUGUGGACCCUGGUUGAACAUGUGCCGAGCACAGAGGAGGGGACAGAUGCUGUUGGGGUAAGCUUGCUACAACCUCCCGUGCUGUGGCUGCUGGUGCCCGGGGAUGGCGGUGCAGUCUUCCUGAGCACGGAUCUUAACAGGGCCACGGGGGGCUCCAAGCCAUCACUGUUCCCAGGGCUCGAGGCUGGAUCUUUCACUUGCCUCAACAACAACGUCCUAAGGAUCAACUGCCACUGGUCUGCCCCAGAGCUGGGUCAGGGCCCCAGUCCCUGGCUCCUCUUUACCAGCAACCACGUGCUGGGCAACAAGCAUAGAUGCGUCUUCCGGGCCAGCGAGUGCACUGUGGUGCUGCCGCCCGAGGAGGUGCUCGUGCCUUCCGACAACUUCACCAUCACUUUCCACCGUUAUGUGUCUGGGAAGGAGCAGGUCAGCCUGGUGGACCCACAGUACCUGCCCCGGAGACACGUGAAGUUGGACCCUCCCCCGGACUUACAGAGCAAUGUCAGCUCUGGGUCCUGUGUCCUGACCUGGGGCGUCAGUCUUGCCUUGGAGCCUCUGGCCGCCAUCCUCAGCUACGAGCUGGCCUUCAAGAAACAGGAGGAGUCCUGGGAGCAGGCCCGGCACAAGGAUCACAUUGUCGGGGUGACCCGCCUCACCCUUGAAGCUGUCGAACUGGACCCUGGCUCCAGCUAUGAGGCCAGGCUGCGUGUCCAGAUGGCCACACUGAAGGAGGAGAUGGGGCAGGAGCAGCACUAUGAGGGCCAGUGGAGCGAAUGGAGCCAGUCUGUGUGCUUCCCAUCUCCUCAGAGCCCUGCCCAAGAUUCUCACCUGUUCUUGCUUCGGGGACAGCUCGACAGCAGCACCCUUGUUGCUGUGCCCAUCUUUCUACUGCUGACCAGCCUGACCUACCUCGUCGUGUUCAAGCUUUCACCCAGGAUGAAGAGAAGCUUCUACCGGGAAGUACCCUCUCCGGCGCCCUUCUUCCAGGCCCUCUACAGUGUGCACUGCGGGGACUUCCAGACCUGGAUCAGGGCCCACAGAACUGGCCUGCUGCCGAACCCGGACCCUGUCGGUCCCCCACAAGGAGCCUCGGAGUCCAGCGACCAGGAAGUCAUUGCGUGGCUGACCUAUGACCCAGUGGAUCCCUGGCAGUCAGUGGUCCCAGAGGACGAGGAGGAGGGCCCUGGCGCCGGCCUCCCAGAGGCUGUGCUGAGAGCAGGGCAUGUGCUACAGGGAGGGCAGCUGCCUGCCUACCUGCCACAGGAGGACUGGGUCCCUGCGAGAGCCCCCAGGCCAGCUCCCCCACAGUCAGAGGGCAGCAGUGGUGACUACUGUGCCCUGGGCUGCUCUGGGGGCUGCCACCCCUGUACCUUCCCAGGAAGCACACGGAGCUCUGGGCCCAGCCUGGUUUUGGCCCACGGCCUUUCUGGUGACCAGCAGAGCCUGGAUGCCUGGCGAGGAAGUACCUGUGUGGGAGUCAGUCACGGUGAGAGGCAAGACCCUGCUGAAUGGGUCGCAUGAGGACCUCAGGGUGGUCGCCUCGCUUCCACCCUCUGCAGUCACCGGGGUUGAUCUAGAGCCCGGACUUGGCCAGCUGCAUGAUGUCCAUUUUGCGGAAAAUGGACCAAAGUCUCUCUGAGAAUGGAGCCCCUGCACAGACAUCCUGUCGGGACGGGACGGAGGCCAGCGGGUGACCCCCUCCUCCCUCCCCUCCCCUCCUCUCCCCUCCCCUCAGCAUCCUGCCACUCAGCACCCCCUCCCCAGCCACCACUUCCCUCCCUGCUAUCUGGCUUCACUCAGACCCUUCAGAAAAGAAGGGUGUGGGCCCACAGCCUGUUCUGCCCUCACCUCUUUAAAGGGUCCACCUGCACCCAGCAGACGCAGAGGAGGUGCUAUGACUUCUUUCUGUGCCUUCCUGAGGUCCCUCUCCUCCUGAGAUUAGAAGGGGUCCAGUGGGUCUUUCAAACCGCUGCUGGCUGGGAGAGGGGCCGGAGGAGUACGAGGGAAUGGGGUCAGUCUAUUCUCAGGCUCUCUGGGGUUGGAGGUGCUGAGGUUUUACAUGUAGGGUCAAGUGGAGGAGGAGGUGCCUGUCCCUGGGGCUCUGGUGACCCCUGUGGUCCACGCAGGAGAAAGCACUUGCAGCUCCAGGCUCCCAAAGGCACAGGCCCCCCUGCCUCAGACAGGCUUCCCCCUCCCUUCUGCAUGCCACUGGCGCCCCCGGGGUUUGUGGGGAGCCUCAGAGGAGCCAGAUUGUGGUCAGCAGCGGGGAAGCAGGACCCAGAAUGUAUUUUUAGCUUGUAGAGAGCGGGAAGGGUGUGGACGGAAGUGAGGUGCAGGCAUCUUUAGUUCUAACCAAGGAUAAAAAAAAAUAGCUUGAAUCCACUUCCUGGAGCCCACCCCUGGGGAGCGCUGGGCUGGUAUCAGAGCAGCAUCUGUGUGGCCCCCGUGGCUUCCCAGGGAACCUGCAUGUGACGAGUGACCCCCACAGCUGGGACACCUCCUCUGCGCGGCCGGAGACACUGUUUCUGUGGAUCACAUUUUCUCUCAGUGACACGCAGAGACCCAGCUUUGGGCUGCAGCUUGAGCAUGCAGCCCCUUGGAGGCUGCGUGACCUGCCCCUUUGGCCACAUUGCUCUGAGUUCCCCUGAGCGAGUCACCUGCACACCUCUGUGCCCAGAAAACUCUGGCUUCCCCCUUUGGAGAUGAGAUGACCCUUGGACACUGUGGCCCCGAGGUCCAGUUCGCAGCAGAGCCAGGUUGGGAGACCUUGGGAGGAGGAAGUCGCUGAGCACCGGUUUGAAGGAGUCGGAGGGCCAGCGACCGGAGCCCCAGUCCUCGAUGCGGCUGCUGAUUCCAGGGGGUUGGGUGCGCGGCGCCGCUGGAGCUUGAGGGCCCCACACAGGGCUGGCUGGACCACGGAAGGCCCGGAAGGCCAGACUGAGGGCAGCGAGGGCAGGGGACUCUCCCUGACGCGGGAAGAUGUGCAACGGUUUCUCUUGGUUUGUUUGUUUUUAAAAUUUUUUUUUGGUUUGAAUUUUUAAGCCAUCUCUACACCCAAUGUGGGGGCUGAACCCACAUCCCUAAGAUCAAGACUUGCAUGCUCCACCGACAGCCAGUUGGGCGCCCCGCUUUCUUGGUUUCCAGUGUGGUGAAAUCCAUGUAGUCCAACCCUCUUUCAACGUGUGCAGUUCGGUGACAUUCAGUACAUGCUGAUGUCUGACGUUGUCACUCCCACAGGAAAUCCCCUGCCCGUGAAGCGGUCGCUCCCCCUGGGCCCUCCGGAGCCCCUUUCCAGCUCCCCGUCUCCAUGGAUCGCCUCUUCUGGGCAUUUUGUAGAAAUGGAGUUACAGGGUACGUGACUUGCCCCACGGCCUUAUUCCUCAGUGUAGUGUUUUCAAGGUUCGCCCACUUCGCGGCAUCAGUGGCCUCACCCUUACUGUGACCCUUGCGCUGUUACCAGGUUUUCCCUGUUGCAAGCAGCACUGCUGUGAACAUUCAUGGAAAAGUUUUUUUGGUACCUGUUUUCUCUGUUUCUGUGUGUAUUCCUAGGAACGGAAUUGCUAGAUCACAUGGUAUGAUCAUAUCUAUGUUUAGAAGUUUUGAGGAACUGCCAAACUGUUCUCCACAGUGACUUCAGCAUUUUACAUCAAUGGUGUACUUGGGUUACAAUUUCUCCACAUCCUCACCAACUGUUAUUAGUGUCCUUUAAAAAAAUAUAUUUUUUAAGCUUCUUUUUUUUUUUAAGAUUUAUUUAUUUAUUCAUUCAGAGAGAGCGAAGAGAGAGGCAGAGACACAGGCAGAAGGAGAAGCAGGCUCCAUGCAGGAAGCCCAACGUGGGACUCGAUCCUGGGUCUCCAGGAUCACACCCCGGGCUGCAGGCGGCACUAAACCGCUGCGCCACCGGGGCUGCCCCUUUUAAGCUUCUUAAUUUAAAUAAUCUCUGCAUCCAAUGUGGGGCUUGACUCACGACCCUGAGAUCGAGAGUCCCAUGCUUGGGGUGCUUGGGUGGCACAUUCGAUUUUAAGUGUCCGACUCUUGGUUUUUGUUCAGGUCAUGAUCUCGGGGUCACGCGAUCGAGCCCCGUGUAGGACUCAGCACUCGGUAUGGCAUCUGUUUGGGAUUCUCUCUCCCUCUCCCUCUGCUCCUCUCGGUCAUUCUAACUCUCUCUAAAAUAAAUAACUAAAUCCUAAAAAAAAAAAAAGAGUCACAUGCUAUUCCAACUAAGCCAGCCAGGCAUCCCUUAAAUCACUGUUCUGGGUAUAAAGUGGUACCUCAGUGUGAUUUUGAUUUACAUUUUCCUGAUGGUUGGUGAUGUUGAACAUCUUUUCAUGUGCUUCUUGUGUGUCUUCUUUGGAGAAAAUCCUGUUCAAGUCCUUUGCCUAUUUUUAAAUUGGGUUGCUUGUCCUUGUGGUGUUGAGCUGUAGGAGCUCUUUAUAUAUUCUGAUACCAAAGUCAUAUCAGAUAUUCCAUUUUCAAACAUUUUCUUAAAUUCUGCAUGUUAUUUGGUGCCAUAUACAAUAAACCAUGGCCUAAUCCAAACCCAACAAACACAUGAAAAGAUGCUUAACAUCCUUAGACAUCAGGGAAAUGAAAAUGAAAACCACAGUGAGAUGCCACUUCACACUCAGGGGAUGGCUGUCAUCUAAAAAAUGGAAGUUAGUUUUAGCAAGGAUGUGAAGAAAUUGAAAUUCUCAUGCUCUGUGGAUGGAGUUGAGAAACAAUACUGGUGAGGGGUACAUAUCAAUGUGAAUAUUCACUUAAAAAUGUUGAAAAUGGGAUGCCUGGGUGGCUCAGUUGUUGAGCGUCUGUCUGCCUUUGGCUCAGGGUGUGACCCCAGGUUCCUGGGAUUGAGACCCAUAUGGGGCUCCCUGCAGGG
Nyctereutes procyonoides (raccoon dog) is the source of this 4897-nucleotide messenger RNA. RefSeq names its product interleukin-9 receptor-like. Gene Ontology annotation, cellular component: membrane; external side of plasma membrane. The transcript is spliced from 9 exons. Bases 1 to 1542 code for a protein of 513 amino acids. Gene Ontology annotation, biological process: immunoglobulin mediated immune response; cytokine-mediated signaling pathway. Gene Ontology annotation, molecular function: interleukin-9 binding; interleukin-9 receptor activity. The record is from RefSeq and is a predicted model, not a curated record. NCBI's taxonomy places the organism in Eukaryota, Metazoa, Chordata, Mammalia, Carnivora, Canidae.